This is a messenger RNA of Stegodyphus dumicola, 3651 nucleotides long. Its product is annotated as dachshund homolog 1-like. Gene Ontology annotation, molecular function: RNA polymerase II cis-regulatory region sequence-specific DNA binding; DNA-binding transcription factor activity, RNA polymerase II-specific. Gene Ontology annotation, cellular component: nucleus; transcription regulator complex. NCBI's taxonomy places the organism in Eukaryota, Metazoa, Arthropoda, Arachnida, Araneae, Eresidae. The record is from RefSeq and is a predicted model, not a curated record. Gene Ontology annotation, biological process: regulation of transcription by RNA polymerase II.
CUUGUAGGCCCGGGAGGCCACCAAAGCGAGCAACGAUGGUCGGCAUUAACCAUAAUGGAGCAAACCAUAGUAUGCUUCUCAAGAAGUCUCGGAUGGACGGCGAAUACCCUGGGUAUGAGAAUGGACAUAUCGGAGGCGACAGAGUAGACAAGUCACAUCUCCUGACCAACGGUUACAGCCAUCAUGUAGCUGCAGCGCAGGCCGCUGUAGCCGCAGCGACGGGUGCUGGCCCACCCCACCUCAACCCUCUACCCUUCAUGGCCCUAAACCAUGCGGCGGCAGCAGCAGCCCACCACAACUCCAUGCUGUCCGGUACUUUACCCUUGGCGGCGACAGGGGGCCAUCCGGGUGCUGCUCAGGGGCUCAAUUCGUCCUCACAUGGUCACCUCAACUCAUCCUCGUCGUCGGGUAGGGGACCUGAAUCUUCUUCUGUCAUCAAGGAAAGAACCUCACAUGCCAAUGACGUCAUCAACUCCACAAGGUUACGAGACGAAAGAGCGGAUUUGGUUGACGCCAAAGAACGCUUGUACGGUUUUGAUAGUCACCGCAUGAAAGACCAGGCCUUUUUGAACGGCUACUUCUGGCUUCUUGCAGGGGCAUCAGCUAACGGCCACAGUCCCGUCCUCAACCUCAGCCAGCAUUCAAGCCGGCCAUCCAACAGCAGUAGUAACAACAACAAUCCCACUACGAACGGCCCUGGUGGCGGUGGUGGUGGCGGAGCUGGUGGCGAACACAGUGGUAGUGAAAACGCAUACAACGACGGUGCUGAUGACGAUGACAACGACAGUGAGGAUGAUGAUGAUGACGACAGAGAACAAGUUUCUUGCUUUUCAGAUCUUAGUGACAAUCCUGACGUCAGCAGUACAGCAAACACAGACAGGUUAACGUCAAGUCAACAGCAACUGGCGUACCCUAACAUGGGAGGCGAAGUUGGACCUUUGCAGGGUCAAGCUGCUUCCUCCAUGGAAACUCUCCUCAGGAAUAUAGAGGGCCUUCUCAAAGUCGCCGCUGAUAAUGCAAGGCAGCAAGAGCGGCAAAUAAAUCUAGAAAAAGCCGAACUCAAGAUGGAACUUCUAAGGGAGAGGGAGGUCCGAGAAGGUAUCGAAAAGCAGCUUUUGGACGAACAACGGACAAGAAAUAAUCUCGAAAACCAGCUUAAAAUGAAAAUUGGAAUGAAAAUUCUGUAUCAAAAAAGGCUGAAGAAGGAAAAGCGGACACGGAGGCGUGUCCAAGAACAGUUGGAAGCAGAGGUAAAAAAACGGGCGCAAUAUGAAGAAGCUCUAAGGAGUAAUUCCGCGGAAACUCUGCGCCUCCUGAACGAAUCCCUGGCCCAGGAACUCGAAAGGGAGAGGAACGCAAGGGCAGAAGCGGAGCAUAAAAUGCAAGAUUGUCCGAUGUCUGUGUAAAACCAUAUGAAGGUGUGCAGUAUAAACAUCAUCAUCAUUAUUGGCCGGUGCCCCGAUACCAGUGCCAUCUAGUGGAUAUGAAAACAUAAGGCUCGAACAGAAUUCUUAGGACGGCAUAUCAGACUUGUUUUCAUGCUACGAUCAAUGAAAAAUUCAUUCAUAACAUUAUAAAACAGAAAGUUAAAAUGAACUCCCAAUCCAAACCCAGUGCAUAUCGAAAAAGUCGAAAAGUAAAUGGACACACAAGCUGGAGCGGCGUGAAAUUUGAUCAGUGACUGAUGUGUUUUAUGAAUUUGAUUAUAUUACAUGAUACAUAAUGACUGUAAAACGAAGAACAGAGAACUAUUUCUGUGAUUUGAAGCUAUUUGUCAGUACUCCAUAGAUUGGUGUUGCUUCCCGUUUUUGUCAAGGCGCUCGAUCAAUUGAAAUGCUCGAGCUUUGUUGAUUGCGCACCGUCUGUUUGUUAAAACGUUUUUUGUGUUGCUCUAUCAUAGAAAGACCACUUUAGGGAGUCUAGUGCUCUGCACACCAAAUCCCCCAACCAUCAUUAGUGUGAAGAAACUGUUAUGAUUAUUACUAUAACACUUACCACUUGCCAGUUUGAAGUACCACAUACGACCACUGUAGAAGGUCUCGUUUAGUGCGCCUUCAGCAAAAGAGUUUGGCAAUUUUUGUUUACAUGUUUCUAUAUACGUUUUGAGAAUUGUUUUAUUUAUUGACUGCAAUGUGCUAUAAAAGUAUUGUGAACAUGAUCCGCUGUAAUGUAAAGAAAUUAAGAAUUAAGUUCAUUCGUGCCAUUUUCACUGCCAGUAAAAUGCAAUCUUUCAUUACUUAAAUAACAACUUUAUAAGCAAACACGAAAUACUGUUCUAAACUGGAACAUGAUUAAAGAUGCUUGAUCGAUGCUCCUUAACCAGUGUUAAUUUUUAAAGAUUAAAGAAACUUAAUGGAUGCAUUUAAUGCAAUUUUGAUGCUUAGUUAACGAUUUGAAAUCAUUCUUAGAUAAAAUUAAUUUAAAAUUAAAUAUCGUUUCAAAUAUGAUUUCCAUUUAAAGGUGUAAGAAUAAAUUAUUUGAAAAAAAUUUAAGAUCUUUCAAAUGAUAUUUAGUAAACUAAUCUGUAUUGACACAUUCUUGUUUGAAAAUUGUGAGAAAAAAUAAAAGUUAAAAAUAAAUUUCCAAAUUUUCAUUGUAUUUUUCCUAUCUUAGAUUAAAUAAGUGCCCGGUGUCUUUAUUUGAUAAAGCCAUAUUUUACUUUUUUUAGAUAGUGCAAAUUAAAAUCAUUUUAAAUAAACUGAAACUUAAUUUUUCACGAAGAAUUAUGUUGUAUUGAUUCUGGAUUUGAAAAAUUUUAUUCAUUCCUGGGGAAUAUUAUUUUGCCAUUUAUCUUGCAUAUAAAAAGCAAUGUUCUUGGCGCAAACUUUUUUUAUAUGAAAAAUAAGUAUUUACGUUUAAAUUUAUAUCUGAAAUUUAAAUUUAAAACAGAAUAUUAAAUAACACGGGUUACAAUUAAAUAUACCUCGCGCAUCUGUUAAACCAAAACAAUACAUUAAGAUUAAAAUUUCAGUGAGUACAAUUCUCAAGAAUAUUUAUUUCGAACGGUUUAUAAUCGAUUAAGUUGAAAAUUUCUGUCUAAUAUAUAUAAAAAAUUAAGAUUUUUAAUUCAAAAAUCAUAAAAUCUAUUAUAAAAAUUAUGCAGCAAUAGUACAUUAUUAAGGUCAUCUAAAUUUUAUAUAAUACCUACACAUGCAUAAUUAAACUCAUAUUUCAAUCUUCAAACAAAUCUCUUUUUAAUAGUCAAUAACCAGUCAAUAAACCAGCAAUGCAUGCAUACACACACACACACACACACACACACACACACACAUACAUAUAUAUAUAUAUAUAUAGUGUAAUGCAAUAACAAGAAUAUUGUAAAUAAUAUUGUAAAGCCUUUGAUGAUAUCAUUAAAAUGUCCAAACUCUUUUUCACAAAGGUCACUAAUAAUUGUUAGAUGGGCAAUGUGUUUGUUCUAAAAAGAAAAAUAUGAAAAAAAUGAAAAAAAUGAGAUUGAAAAAAAAUAUUACAGCUCUGCACUCAUGAAGUUUAUUGCCUCGUGUGUUUCUGUUCGCGUUUUUUGUUCAUAAGUGUAGUAUUCUGCUCAAAUGUUUUUGUCACAUCCUUUUAUCUUGUAGCGUUAAAGAUCAGUAUUGUUAUGCUUAACCCCAUAUCAACAAGUGUAUCUCAUAAAGUUAUUUGCAGCUGUGA